Molecule: messenger RNA, 1332 nt
Organism: Didymella exigua CBS 183.55
Lineage: Eukaryota; Fungi; Ascomycota; Dothideomycetes; Pleosporales; Didymellaceae
Exons: 3
Coding region: 261-1190 (309 amino acids)
Biological process (GO): protein-FAD linkage; mitochondrial electron transport, succinate to ubiquinone; mitochondrial respiratory chain complex II assembly
Cellular component (GO): mitochondrion
Source: RefSeq, a predicted model, not a curated record
GGCUCCUUGAUCACAGCAGCUCCAUGACGGCGUGCCUCGGCAUUCCAGUCUGUGCUGCGUUACUGACGGACCGUCGUAAAGAAUGCGUGGUGAUCGUUGUCACGAAUGGACAGGGUAAUGGACUUCAAUAGCCGAUCGCAGAGUUCUCAUUUCGCGUUAGUCAGCAAAGCAAUGACGCGCUCGAUUCCCUCGGCUGAACCAAAUCUUCCCUAACAGCAACCCAUCGCCCAAUUAGGUCCCCUCGAACCUCGAACACCACGAUGGCUUCCUCCAGGCUUGCUAUGCGUUUAUCACGCGCGAUCGUCGCUGCUCCGCGCACGACAUGCCGCUCCUUCAGCACCUCUGCAGCGCGCAACAACCAGUUCGAAGCUCUCAACAAGCGCACAAAUGAUACGUCUGAGCAGUACCGCAAGUUCCAAAUGGAGAAGAACCUCAACCCCCACAUGACCAACACCACCUCGACCAUCGCAAACGAGAUGCCCUCAGUCGGCAAGGACGCACCGCCUCCUGAGCUCAUCAAGAAUGUCGAUGAGAACUUCCUCCCCAAGGACUCUAAGCCCGAGAACACACACCGCAUGACCGGUGGCACGCAGAGCAGCGAGGACUCGCAAGUCAGUGAAAGCAACGCUGAGCUUGGUGUUGGAGAGCUGGAGGGCGCCAAGUUCAAGGUUGAGCCAAUUAGGCGGACGGGAGAGGAUGCGAAUACCAUGCGUAGCCGUAAACGAGGAACUUUAGAGAGCGAUCUACUCCUCAGCACCUUCGCCGAUGCCAAGCUCGGCACUAUGCCUCCGCAACUGCUCCAGCAGUACGACCUUUUCCUCGACGAGAACGACUGGGACAUUUACUACUGGGCCACACAGGAACCUACGCCGACCUCCCACGAGACCGCUGAGGGCGGUCACGACAACUUUGCCACACAGAACGUGCAGGGAAAGGACAUGGAGCCCAAGGACGAGCAGAAGCGCGAGCCUGCUACUGGCGAGUGGGCCCAAACAGUUGGCACAUUCAAGCCUGCGUACAGGCCUGUACCUCAGAGGUGGAAGGGUAGUGAAAUUUUGUCGCUGUUGAGGCGCCAUGUCAAGGAGAGGAGUGCUGGUGGUGUUACAGACACAAAGGGCGGGGCAAAGGAGUCAGAGGGUAAGGGGCUUGGUAUGAUGCCUCCCAUCCGCAACUUCGAUCAGGCGGCUUAGGUGCAUCUGGAGCGCCCUCUGUAAGUCUAUGUAUCAUGUCUGUACGCAACGUCAAAGCAUGAAUCUUCCAUCAUCCGCGUGAGCCAUUCAUUGAGAGUGCGCCAAGUUCAUUCCAAUUAUAGUUGAGUCAAGCCUUUUUGAC